AUGGCGCCCCUCGACGACGUCCAGAUCGGGGAUCUGGUGAACGUCCCCGGGGGUAUGCACGGCACCGUGAAAUACCUGGGUGGCGUGGCCGGGAAACCAGGCAAAUUUGCGGGCAUUGAACUGGCUGCGGAACAUGCCAGGAGGGGAAAGAACAGUGGCGAUGUUGAAGGCAAGAAGUACUUCAACACCUCCGUGCCAGGUUCCGGAAUCUUCGUGCCCAUGAACAACAACAAAUACGUCACGAAGCGAUCUUCCGGUCCGGCCUCCGUCACCGUCAACCCCCCGACGCCGUCUCGGCCCGUGAACUUCAGCAAAUCCGUCGGCCCCAGCUCGUCGGUGCGACCCCCGCGUAUGAGACGGCCCUCGCUGCCACGCCCCGAAUCCCCUCGUGGCCCUCCGCCCUCUAAGCUCACUCUGGCCGGCCUCCGCACCCCCUCCGCCGCCUCGAGAACCGGGCCCAGUCCCAACGGCUACCCGCGCAGUCCCGUCAAGCCGCCGUCCCGUGCCUCCGACCGUCCUCCCUCUCGCCUGAGUGCCGACGAUGAGGUGUCGUCUACGCGGACCUCUGACUUCCAUCGCAACAAUGUGAUGGUGGCGGAGAUGCAGGAGUUGCGGGACCAGGUGAAGAGCUUGGAGAAGCAACUGCUGGACCGUGAUAAGCAGCUGGACGAACAAACCCAUACGCUUGCUGACUUUCAGCGGACGUUGGAGGAACUGGAGGGAUCCGAUGCGCUAUCCAUCCGGGCUCAGCUGCGCGAGAAGAACGAGAGAAUUGCCCAGUUGACGGCGGAGUUUGACUUGCACCGGGCCGAUUUCCGAAGUACCUUGGACACGCUGGAAGUGGCUGCGUCGGAGACCGAACGUGUCUACGAACAGCGCCUGGAUGAACUACUGCAAGCGAACAAGGAGCUACAGGAUCGGGGCGAGGAUGUGGAGGAGGUCGCCCGCCAGCUCAAGCAACUGGAGGAGUUAGUCUCGGAAUUGGAGGAAGGUCUGGAGGAUGCUCGGCGCGGCGAGGCUGAAGCCCGCGCGGAAGUCGAAUUCCUGCGAGGAGAGGUGGAAAGGACGAAACUGGAGUUGAAAAAGGAGCGCGACAACUCCAGCGCCACGCUGCAGGAGGCCCACGACGGCCAGCAGCACUCCCGGGAAUUAGACCAGAAGGACGAUGAAAUCCGCGGGCUCAAAGCGAUCAUCCAUUCCCUGAGCCGAGGCGACCCUAGUUUGCCUGCACUCCAGAAUGGCUACGCAACGAACGGCGGCCCGGAGCACGAUCCAGAUCACGUCUCUGACCUGGAACAACGCGUGCAAGAAUUUGAGCAGAUCACGGAGCGGAAGACCAUCCGUAUUGAAGAGCUCGAGCGUGAGCUUCAGCAGUUGCAGCUCAACGGCACCGGUCGGGCUCGCAGUUCAACCGUCACGGCCGCACCUACCCAGCAUAAACCGUCGAGCUCGACGGGGAAGAUCGGAGGUGCCAAUACGAUCAACCAUGCGCACCGGCUGUCAGAUCGCACCGUGGUACCAAGCGACUGGCAUGACCAGCCUCAGCACGAGGAACAGCAGUACCAGGCCUACCCCGGCCCUCUUCGCCGGCCGUCGGACUCGUCCCGCCAUCGCCUAGAGACCAUGCACGAGUCCGAUGGUCGCUCUGAUGACGGCGGUUCGUUGUGGUGCGAGAUCUGCGAAACCGGCGGUCACGACAUCCUCACCUGCACGAACAUGUUCGGCGCCGACAACAAGAGCAAAGCCCCUUCCUCUAAGGAGGAGGAGUCCCACAACGAGGUGUCUGCCGACGAGAAACCCACCCCUAGCACCUCCACGGAUAUAGACACUGCCUCCUCGAGCAACGAAGAGACUGCCGCACCUCAGAAAACCGGGCGGGACGUGGUCAUGCAGGGGCUGAAGGGAGUGGGAGGUUUGCCACCUUCCUCCUCCAUGGACGCAGUCGCCGGCAAGUCCAGCGGGGUCGUGGAUGACUCGAAGUGGUGUGCUCUCUGCGAGAAGGAUGGUCACGAAAGCAUCGAUUGCCCGUUUGAUGAUUGA
Aspergillus melleus is the source of this 2040-nucleotide messenger RNA. RefSeq names its product CAP-Gly domain containing linker protein BIK1. The coding region runs from base 1 to 2040 and encodes 679 amino acids. Lineage: Eukaryota; Fungi; Ascomycota; Eurotiomycetes; Eurotiales; Aspergillaceae. The record is from RefSeq and is a predicted model, not a curated record. The transcript has a single exon.